GAUCCGCUGCCGCUUUCCGAGCGAGUGUCAUGGCGGCCGGCGUCGAGCUGGCAGGAGUAACCCACGGAACUGAGGAAAGUCAUUAGAGCUGAGAAAGAAGUGGCCCAAUCUGGACGGUGGGAAUUCGUGGGAAUGAGCAGAAGGCCCUCCGUGGGUGACUGUGUCACUAGAGGCGGGCCCCUGGUAAAAUUCCAGGCCAGGCCUCUGCGUUUCUAGGCAGAACCUGGAGUCGGCCUUGCCUGAGAACCCAGCUUUGUGUUAUCGUAUCCUGUCUCGCGAAGGCAGGCGUUCAAGGAUAUUUGGUCGGAUCGCCCGGCGGCGCUAAACGUUUUCUUUUUUCCGAGCGGACCGGGUCGUUCUCUAAACUCGCCGCGAUGUCGUCCUGGCUUGGGGGCCUCGGCUCCGGAUUGGGCCAGUCUCUGGGUCAAGUCGGGGGCAGCCUGGCUUCCCUCACUGGCCAGAUAUCAAACUUUACAAAGGAUAUGCUGAUGGAGGGCACGGAGGAAGUGGAAGCAGAAUUACCUGAUUCUAGGACAAAGGAAAUUGAAGCCAUUCAUGCAAUCUUGAGAUCAGAGAAUGAAAGGCUUAAGAAACUUUGUACUGAUCUAGAAGAGAAACAUGAAGCAUCAGAGAUUCAAAUAAAGCAGCAAUCUACAAGUUACCGAAAUCAACUUCAACAAAAAGAGGUAGAAAUCAGCCAUCUUAAAGCCAGACAGAUUGCACUCCAGGAUCAGUUGCUGAAACUGCAGGCAGCUGCUCAGUCAGUACCUUCAGGAGCUGGUGUACCAGCAACCACUGCAUCAUCUUCAUUCGCUUAUGGGAUUAGUCAUCAUCCUUCAGCUUUCCAUGACGAUGACAUGGACUUUGGUGAUAUAAUUUCAUCCCAACAAGAAAUAAACCGACUCUCAAAUGAAGUUUCAAGACUUGAGUCUGAAGUUGGCCAUUGGAGGCAUAUUGCUCAGACUUCCAAAGCACAAGGAACAGAUAACUCUGAUCAAAGUGAAAUAUGUAAACUACAAAAUAUCAUUAAGGUAAGUCAAAUUGUUGAUUGAUGAUGGGAGUUAUACAUCUAAAUCUGCUUAUUAAAAGCAUAGGCCUGAAUUAGUAAAAGUCUCAGUUAUAAAAGUCAUUAUCAUUAUAUAGAUUAUGGUACUUCUUUUUCUUUUAGAGAUAGGGUCUCACUGUGUUGCCCUGGCUGGAGUGCAGUGGCAUGAUCAGGUCACUGCAGCCUCAUACUCCUGGGUUCAGGUGAUCCUCCUGCCUCAGCUUCCCAUGUAACUGGGACUACAGGCACACAUGCCACCAUGCCUGGCUAAUUUUUUCUGAUUUUUUUGUAUAGAUGGGGUUUGCUAAUGGUGCCCAGGCUGGUCUCGAACUUCUAGCCUCAAGCCAUCCUCCUGCUUCGGCCUCCCACAACGCUGGGAUUCCAGGCAUGAGCCAACGCGCCUGGUCCAUUUAAAAAUAUAUAUUUUUAAUAUUCUUUAUUAUUUAUGUAAAGUAUAUAAAAAUCUCUGUCUUUCCAGAAUCAUUUGGUUUUGAACAUUUAUUACGGAGCUUAUCUUUCGAACUAAAACAGAACCGAAGUCAGGAAAUUGAUGACCAUCAACAUGAAAUGUCAGUACUGCAGAAUGCACACCAACAGAAAUUGACAGAAAUAAGUCGACGACAUCGAGAAGAAUUAAGUGACUAUGAAGAACGAAUUGAAGAACUUGAAAAUCUGUUACAACAAGGUGGCUCUGGAGUUAUAGAAACUGAUCUCUCUAAAAUCUAUGAGAUGCAAAAAACUAUUCAAGUUCUACAAAUAGAAAAAGUGGAGUCUACCAAAAAAAUGGAACAACUUGAGGAUAAAAUAAAAGAUAUAAAUAAAAAAUUAUCUUCUGCAGAAAAUGACAGAGAUAUUUUGAGGAGAGAACAAGAACAGCUAAAUGUGGAAAAGAGACAAAUAAUGGAAGAAUGUGAAAACUUGAAAUUGGAAUGUAGUAAAUUGCAGCCUUCUGCUGUGAAGCAAAGUGAUACUAUGACAGAAAAGGAAAGAAUUCUUGCCCAGAGUGCAUCAGUGGAAGAAGUGUUCAGACUACAACAAGCACUGUCUGAUGCUGAAAAUGAAAUAAUGAGAUUGAGUAGUUUAAACCAGGAUAACAGUCUUGCCGAAGACAAUCUGAAACUUAAAAUGCGUAUCGAAGUUUUAGAAAAAGAGAAGUCGUUACUGAGUCAAGAAAAGGAAGAACUUCAGAUGUCACUUUUAAAAUUGAACAAUGAAUAUGAAGUAAUUAAAAGUACAGCUACAAGAGACAUAAGUUUGGAUUCAGAAUUACAUGACUUAAGACUUAAUUUGGAGGCAAAGGAACAAGAACUCAAUCAGAGUAUUAGUGAAAAGGAAACACUGAUAGCUGAGAUAGAAGAAUUGGACAGACAGAAUCAAGAAGCUACAAAGCACAUGAUUUUGAUAAAAGAUCAGCUAUCAAAACAACAAAAUGAAGGAGAUAGCAUCAUCAGUAAACUGAAACAAGAUCUAAAUGAUGAAAAAAAGAGAGUUCAUCAACUUGAAGAUGAUAAAAUGGACAUUACUAAAGAGUUAGAUGUACAGAAAGAAAAGCUAAUUCAAAGUGAAGUGGCCCUAAAUGAUCUACAUUUAACCAAGCAGAAACUUGAGGACAAAGUAGAAAAUUUAGUAGAUCAGCUAAAUAAAUCACAGGAAAGUAAUAUAAGCAUCCAGAAGGAGAAUUUAGAACUUAAGGAGCGUAUUAGACAAAAUGAGGAGGAGCUUUCUAGAAUAAGGAAUGAGUUAAUGCAGUCUCUAAAUCAAGACUCUAAUAGUAAUUUUAAGGAUACCUUACUUAAAGAAAGAGAAGCUGAAGUUAGAAACUUAAAGCAAAAUCUUUCAGAAUUAGAACAGCUCAAUGAAAAUUUAAAGAAAGUUGCUUUUGAUGUCAAAAUGGAAAAUGAAAAGUUAGUUUUAGCAUGUGAAGAUGUGAGGCAUCAGUUAGAAGAAUCUCUUGCUGGUAACAAUCAGCUUUCUCUGGAAAAAAACACUAUUGUGGAGACUCUAAAAAUGGAAAAAGGAGAGAUAGAGGCAGAAUUGUGUUGGGCUAAAAAGAGGCUGUUGGAAGAAGCAAACAAGUAUGAGAAAACCAUUGAAGAACUGUCAAAUGCACGUAAUUUGAAUACCUCUGCCUUACAGCUGGAACAUGAGCAUUUAAUUAAACUCAAUCAAAAGAAAGACAUGGAAAUAGCAGAACUCAAAAAGAAUAUUGAACAAAUGGAUACUGACCAUAAAGAAACUAAGGACGUUUUGUCAUCUAGUUUAGAAGAGCAGAAGCAGUUGACACAACUUAUAAACAAGAAAGAAAUUUUUAUUGAAAAGCUUAAAGAAAGAAGUUCAAAGCUGCAGGAGGAAUUGGAUAAAUAUUCUCAGGCCUUAAGAAAAAAUGAAAUUUUAAGACAGACCAUAGAGGAAAAAGACCGAAGUCUUGGAUCCAUGAAAGAGGAAAAUAAUCAUCUGCAAGAAGAAUUGGAACGCCUCAGGGAAGAGCAGAGUCGAACCGCACCUGUGGCUGACCGUAAAACCCUUGAUAGUGUUACUGAACUAGCAUCUGAGGUAUCUCAACUGAACACGAUCAAGGAACAUCUUGAAGAGGAAAUUAAACAUCAUCAAAAGAUAAUUGAAGAUCAAAACCAGAGUAAGAUGCAACUACUUCAGUCUUUACAAGAGCAAAAGAAGGAAAUGGAUGAGUUUAGAUACCAGCAUGAGCAAAUGAACGCCACACACACCCAGCUCUUUUUAGAGAAGGAUGAGGAAAUUAAGAGUUUGCAAAAAACAAUUGAACAAAUCAAAACCCAGUUGCAUGAAGAAAGACAGGACAUUCAAAUAGAUAACUCUGAUAUUUUUCAAGAAACAAAAGUUCAGAGCCUUAAUAUAGAAAAUGGAAGUGAAAAGCAUGAUUUAUCUAAAGCUGAAACGGAAAGAUUAGUGAAAGGAAUAAAAGAGCGAGAACUGGAGAUUAAACUUCUAAAUGAAAAGAAUAUAUCUUUAACUAAACAGAUUGAUCAGUUGUCCAAAGAUGAAGUUGGUAAACUAACUCAGAUUAUUCAGCAGAAAGAUUUGGAGAUACAAGCUCUUCAUGCUAGAAUUUCUUCAACUUCCCAUACUCAAGAUGUUGUUUACCUUCAACAGCAACUGCAGGCUUAUGCUAUGGAAAGAGAAAAGGUAUUCGCUGUUUUGAAUGAGAAGACUAGGGAAAAUAGCCAUCUAAAAACAGAGUAUCACAAAAUGAUGGAUAUUGUUGCUGCCAAGGAAGCAGCUCUUAUCAAACUGCAAGAUGAAAAUAAAAAAUUAUCCACUAGAUUUGAAAGUAGUGGCCAAGAUAUGUUUAGAGAAACUAUUCAGAAUUUAUCACGUAUCAUUCGAGAAAAAGACAUCGAAAUAGAUGCACUAAGUCAGAAAUGUCAGACUUUAUUGGCAGUUUUACAAACAUCCAGCACUGGUAAUGAGGCUGGAGGUGUUAAUAGUAAUCAAUUUGAGGAGCUUCUACAGGAACGUGACAAGUUAAAACAGCAAGUAAAGAAAAUGGAAGAGUGGAAGCAGCAGGUGAUGACCACAGUACAAAAUAUGCAACAUGAGUCAGCCCAGCUUCAGGAAGAGCUUCACCAACUUCAAGCACAGGUUUUGGUUGACAGUGAUAAUAAUUCUAAAUUACAAGUGGACUAUACUGGCCUGAUCCAAAGUUAUGAGCAGAAUGAAACCAAACUCAAAAAUUUUGGGCAGGAAUUAGCACAAGUUCAGCACAGCAUUGGGCAGCUUUGCAAUACCAAGGAUCUUCUUUUAGGAAAACUUGAUAUUAUUUCACCCCAGCUGUCUUCUGCAUCAUUGCUUACUCCCCAGUCUGCAGAGUCUCUUAGAGCAAGUAAGUCUGAAGUAUUGAGUGAAUCUUCUGAAUUGCUUCAGCAAGAGUUAGAAGAGCUAAGAAAAUCACUACAGGAAAAAGAUGCAACGAUUAGAACUCUCCAGGAAAAUAACCACAGAUUGUCUGAUUCGAUUGCUGCUACCUCAGAGCUAGAAAGAAAAGAACACGAACAAACCGAUUCAGAAAUCAAGCAGCUAAAGGAGAAACAAGAUGUUUUGCAAAAGUUACUUAAGGAAAAAGACCUCUUAAUCAAAGCCAAAAGUGAUCAACUACUUUCUUCCAAUGAAAAUUUCACUAACAAAGUAAAUGAAAACGAACUUUUGAGGCAGGCAGUAACAAACCUGAAGGAGAGAAUAUUAAUUCUAGAGAUGGACAUUGGCAAACUAAAAGGAGAAAAUGAAAAAAUAGUGGAAACAUCCAGGGGAAAGGAAACAGAAUAUCAAGCGUUACAAGAGACUAACAUGAAGUUUUCUAUGAUGCUGCGAGAAAAAGAGUUUGAGUGCCACUCAAUGAAGGAGAAGGCUCUUGCUUUUGAACAGCUAUUGAAAGAGAAAGAACAGGGCAAGACUGGAGAGUUAAAUCAGCUUUUAAAUGCAGUUAAAUCAAUGCAGGAGAAGACAGUUGUGUUUCAACAGGAGAGAGACCAAGUCAUGUUGGCCCUGAAACAAAAACAAAUGGAAAAUACUGCCCUACAGAAUGAGGUUCAACGUUUACGUGACAAAGAAUUUCGUUCAAACCAAGAGCUAGAGAGAUUGCGUAAUCAUCUUUUAGAAUCAGAAGAUUCUUAUACCCGUGAAGCUUUGGCUGCAGAAGAUAGAGAGGCUAAACUAAGAAAGAAAGUCACAGUAUUGGAGGAAAAGCUAGUUUCAUCCUCUAAUGCAAUGGAAAAUGCAAGCCAUCAAGCCAGUGUGCAGGUAGAGUCAUUGCAAGAACAGUUGAAUGUAGUUUCCAAGCAAAGGGAUGAAACUGCGCUGCAGCUUUCUGUCUCUCAGGAACAAGUAAAGCAGUAUGCUCUGUCACUGGCCAACCUGCAGAUGGUACUAGAGCAUUUCCAACAAGAGGAAAAAGCUAUGUAUUCUGCUGAACUCGAAAAGCAAAAACAGCUUAUAGCUGAAUGGAAGAAAAACGCAGAAAAUCUGGAAGGAAAAGUGAUAUCAUUACAGGAACGUUUGGAUGAAGCAAAUGCUGCAUUGGAUUCAGCAUCAAGACUUACAGAACAGUUAGAUGUAAAAGAAGAACAAAUUGAAGAACUUAAAAAACAAAAUGAACUCCGACAAGAAAUGCUGGAUGAUGUACAAAAGAAAUUGAUGAGCUUAGCAAACAGCUCAGAAGGAAAAGUAGACAAAGUCCUAAUGAGAAACCUCUUCAUCGGUCAUUUCCACACACCGAAAAAUCAGCGUCAUGAAGUGUUACGGUUAAUGGGGAGCAUCCUGGGCGUCAGAAGGGAGGAGAUGGAGCAGUUGUUUCAUGACGAUCAGGGCGGUGUUACCAGGUGGAUGACUGGGUGGCUUGGAGGAGGAUCAAAAAGUGUUCCCAACACACCUUUGAGACCAAAUCAGCAAUCUGUGGUUAAUAGUUCUUUUUCAGAACUUUUUGUUAAAUUUCUAGAAACAGAAUCUCAUCCAUCCAUUCCACCACCAAAGCUUUCUGUUCAUGAUAUGAAACCUCUGGAUUCACCAGGAAGAAGAAAAAGAGAUACAAAUGCACCAGAAAGUUUUAAAGAUAUAGCAGAAUCCAGGUCUGGUAGAAGAACAGAUGUAAAUCCGUUUUUGGCUCCUCGCUCGGCAGCUGUACCUCUUAUUAACCCAGCUGGACUUGGACCUGGUGGGCCCGGGCAUCUUCUUCUGAAACCCAUCUCAGAUGUUUUGCCCACAUUUACACCUUUGCCAGCGUUACCUGACAACAGUGCUGGGGUUGUGCUGAAAGACCUUUUAAAGCAAUAGAUGAUUCUCAAGCCAGAGACAAUCUAGCACUUUAAAGAAACCAUGAACACUAUAUGUAUGUACUUUAUCACAAAGUGGCCUUUGGGGAGAAAGUCAUGUAUUUGUUCGCAAUUAUGCUUUCUCUGAAUUUAAUAAAAAUAUUCCUAAUGCUUUUAGAAA
Pan troglodytes (chimpanzee) is the source of this 7006-nucleotide messenger RNA. RefSeq names its product thyroid hormone receptor interactor 11 (gene TRIP11). Gene Ontology annotation, biological process: Golgi organization; endoplasmic reticulum to Golgi vesicle-mediated transport. Lineage: Eukaryota; Metazoa; Chordata; Mammalia; Primates; Hominidae. The transcript has 21 exons. The record is from RefSeq and is a predicted model, not a curated record. Gene Ontology annotation, cellular component: Golgi apparatus. Gene Ontology annotation, molecular function: small GTPase binding. Bases 1613 to 6847 code for a protein of 1744 amino acids.